Molecule: messenger RNA, 834 nt
Organism: Talaromyces rugulosus
Lineage: Eukaryota; Fungi; Ascomycota; Eurotiomycetes; Eurotiales; Trichocomaceae
Exons: 1
Coding region: 1-834 (277 amino acids)
Source: RefSeq, a predicted model, not a curated record
AUGGAAAAAUCAAUACUCGACAUCUUGGCGAGACCUCAAACGGGGCCACGAAAAACGCAACAAAAAACGCCACCCGAUACGGGACUCCCUACCAUGGGCGAGUCAAUACACAGAGACUAUGUAGGAAAGAGAAAACACACAAAAGGACUGCUAAUUCCCGAUGCAGUCAGAGAUUCCUUGCAGAGUAGGCCACCUCAGAUGUUCUUCUUUGACACACCAACUCGCCGCGACUUCCAUAAACACGAGUUGGAAGACUUUCAUUCCGAGUUUCCGAAUCUUUCUGAUACCAUCUCUUGGUUGAGGGACAAACGCAAGCAAGACGAUCGCGACCUUUUCGUGUCAGAGAGCCUGUACAGAAAUUGGAAAAAUCAUCCUUACCCUAUUACCAAAUACCUGGCUUGGAGGCUGGCAUGGAAUCUGGACAAUACGAUUGGGGACUGGGAUAGCCUAGAUAACAAUGACUAUACCAGAAGCCUCUAUACCGUCUUGGAUACAUAUAUGAAUGAGCAUCCGAAAACAGAUGUUAUAAUCAUAUUUGAUAGCAAAUAUGAAAAAGAAAAAGAUAUAGAAGAAGUGAACUAUUUUCUCGGGGUCUUGUGCCAUCUCUGUGCGUGGAUGCCCAAGUACGACUCUCGCCUUAAGGUCAUUGUUAUCUUCAAUGACCGCAACAAGUUGUGGGAUAAAUUCUUCUCGUACACCGAAUACCCCGGAACGGCCUUCGCAAAAGACCUCUGUACCGCACACAAGUUUAAUGGGGAGGGUUGGUUGCAGGUGUGGCCGGAGAAGAACGAGGCGAACAUGGCGAAGAAGAGAGUGAAGAAGGAGGCACAGUGA